AUCCGUUUUUCAUGAUUGCACUUGUUGGCAUGCUAUAAGUUUAAUAAGGGGCACUCCAUAUUUUACUUAUUGAGUUUAUCUUAUAGUCUUUCCUUGUCCACCAUUUCAGAUUUAUUUCUAUUCCUUGUGCUUCACAUGUCACCCCAGCCUCUAGUAGCUUAUCUCAUGGAAAGUUUCCGGAUCUGCCUUGCUCUGCUCCUCACCGCCGGCUGCUCCUGCUUUGUGGGGAUUUCCCUUGAAUUUCUCCUGCACUUGCCGCCGGCCUUCUUCCCCCUGCUAGGUCCUGUUUGCAGCUGGAAAAUCUGGUUCCCGAUCGUUCUGUCAGUUAGCACUGAGAUCGAGUUUUCGGUUUUAUGCGAGUGAGGUAAGUAAAUUUAUGGUAAUGCCUGUACAGUUUUUAAAAACAUGUUUUGACUUGUUUUUGAAGUGGUGGCGGGACUAAACCCGUUUUACACGAGCAUGACUGAUUUGAAGUGAAAUUUUUAUGCUUUUCAUUAAAUUGAGCAUGCCUACUUGAAAUUUAAUUGAUUGUCCUGAUGAUUUGAAAGUGAUUGGUGAAUUAUGAUUUUUCUGUGUUAACUUCUGCCUGUUUUGUCUCCGAUGUGGUUAUGUUAUUAAUGAUCCUGCUAGUGGGGGUUAAACGCUAGCACAUGUCGACAUGU
This is a messenger RNA of Rubroshorea leprosula, 662 nucleotides long. NCBI's taxonomy places the organism in Eukaryota, Viridiplantae, Streptophyta, Magnoliopsida, Malvales, Dipterocarpaceae. The record is from the annotation of a GenBank genome assembly.